Messenger RNA from Nothobranchius furzeri (turquoise killifish), 2973 nucleotides. RefSeq names its product protein FAM124A. The record is from RefSeq and is a predicted model, not a curated record. Lineage: Eukaryota; Metazoa; Chordata; Actinopteri; Cyprinodontiformes; Nothobranchiidae.
CCUGUUGCUCCAGUUAGUUAAACUAGUGGUUGGAUUGUAGUCACAGCUAGAUCUGAACGUCCUCUGCUCGUUCUCAGAGCUCUUCUGCUCGUUUUCAUCGGUUUUUAAGUUACUUUGGGAUUUUUUUUAACAAUGAGGUCACCAGCUGCGCCUUCUGAGACCAUCUGAGAUGGAGAAACCCCUAAAAGAAGAUGACUGUGUGGACUCAGGAGCCGAGACUGGAGGGUCUGAUUACAGUCCUCUGUCCUCAACCAGCAGCGAGUUAUCCAUGGGUGAGCUCCAGGAUCCGUUCCUCGUCAGUGUCCACCUCAUCACUGACCCCGGUCAGGGAAAGUUACUGCAGCAUGCUACCGAUGCCGUCCUGACGUGGGUCCACCCUGAGCUGCAGCUUUUCCGAGUGUCCGAGCGGGCGUCUGCCUCCCAGCGACCUCGACCAAAGUGGCAUCAAAAUGGCAGCCAGUCUAUGACCGGUCAGCCUGCCAUGGCAGUCAUCCUCUUCCUCCAGGAGGUGUACGGCGGCGAGGAGCAACUUCUGAUGCUGCACCGCACACUGCAGAGGCCACCAUGGUGUUACCACCACACUGAAAAGGUCAGCAAUGGCCGCUGCACGCUGCCGCUGACGCCUUGCAGUCAGGACUUUUUCACUCUGUCUGCAGGGACACCUCUCUGGGCCGUGCGGCAGGUCCGCUGCGGCAAGGAAAUUGUGCGAUUUACAGUUUACUGUCGCCAUGAAAAUUAUGUUGACAUGGUUCGGCUGUAUAAGCUGCUGCUUCAGCGCCGUGUAGCACAGAAGAAGGAAGACUUUUGCUUCUUUGUGGUUUACUCCAACCCUGAUAUGGAAAUCCAGUUGUCAUUUAAGAGGCUCCCAAGGGGCCAGAGACCCAUGGUGCUGGAGUCGGCCGUGAUGGAGGUCCGGGUGCGGGACGUUGGAGUGCUGGUGCCCCUUCUACCACACCCCUGCAGCCCUAUCAGUGACGUCCGCUGGCAGACGGAGGACUACGAUGGAAACAAGAUCCUACUUCAGGUCCAAGGUGCCUACCUGAGACACGGUCAUCUAUCAUCCUCUGUCACUGAAUCAGGCUCGGCUCCAUCCUUCACCCGCAGCAUCCCCUCCAACAGAAACCGCCGUCACCAUCAGAAGGAACCGUCUCGUCCCAGAGUCCACCAAACCUCCUACAACUCCCUCCCUCUGGCCUGUGAGGAGCAGGAUGAGCAGGAGCAGCAUCCCCACAUCCACAGCUCCCAGUGGAGGAACCAUCACUCCAACUCCCACUACUCACUUCCUAAUGGGGGCUCAGCCAGCCCCCUCUCUACCUGCUACUCUCCUGGUCCUCCAUCAAAAUACCACACCAGGAGCUGCUCCCUCGAAAGGAGCCCCUCCCUUGUCCCUCCGUUCAGACUCAACGUGGAAUCUCUGAUUGGAGCGGAGGAGACGGAUGUGGACACGGGGAACAAGGUGAAUCCUGGCAGCAGUGUGGACAUUUCAGUGGUGUCUGCGUACAUCAAAGCCAGCCUUCCACACACUCCUCGACCCUUAUCAGCACCACCUGAAGACAUCAGGCCCCUUUCCCCUGACAUACCAGAAAAGGCUUACAGGUCCGCCACACUGGGCCGAAUUCCAAUCAGCUUCUCCACCAAGAACGCUUCAUCGGCUUUGCCAGGGUCACACCUCCAGAUCAUCAGUCUCUGCACGAGUACGGCGCCGUCCUCCAGCGACGUCUCCAUAAACCUGUCAGACAGCUGCAGCGUCAUCAGCGCACCAGCGGAGGACAGGGCAGAAGAAGAGCAAGAGUUCUACAUUUGAUCACUGCUACGAGGACGUUUGACAGUAGGGUAGUUAGAUCGGCUGUAGUCUGCCCUCUGCUGUCUGAUAGGAGAACUACAGUGACCUGGACAGAGAAAUGCAGUUUUCUUGUGCAGUGAGAAUGUAUCUGUCACCUUACAGAUUUCUUCUAGUUUUUCUUAUUUUUCACACCUAAAUAUUUCUGAUCAACAUAAACAGCAUUUCAUAAAAUGAACAUUGUUUCAGCAGUCAGACAUGGUGGUGGUAGUGUGAUGGUCUGCUUUGCUGCUUCAGGACCUGGACACCUGCUGUAAUGAUGAAACCAAUAACUCUGUGCUCUUUACCAGAAAACCUUGAAGGAGAAUGAGUGACCUUUGACCUUAAACAAGUGAAACUAAAGGAGGGCGGGACAACAUUACAGCCAGCACCAUAAACCAUUAAGGGUGUUUCUACCAGUUAUUAGUAUUAGGGGUCCUUUUACUUUUUCACACAGAACCAGGUUGGUCUGGAUAGUUUAUUUUCCCUUCAUGGGUGAAAUAACCAAUUUAGAACUGUGUUAGUUUGCUGAUCUGAAAAGUGUGUCAAAACAGCAAAAACAGUAAAUCUGUAAGGCGUAAAUAUCUAAAGCUCUGUAAAUAUAAACAUACAUGUUAUAGAUUCAAUGGACCAGCCACACAGCUGUGCGUGAGCUCAAUAAAAGAUAACUCUGUUUUAAUUGUGUAAAUGUCAAAGACUUUCAGCUUUUUUUGCCCUUAGGUAAAAAUCUAAAACUUCACAGAUCUGAUCGUGGCGUCUGAUUGGGUCAGACGGACAACAAACUGACUUUCUAGACAGUUUUAGACUUUAUGGGGUAACGUUAUCUAAAAGAAUCAGUAAGCUCACUCUCUGCACUGUUUUAUUUAUGUUUUUCUUUUUUAACAUGAUUUUUUUUUACCUGUCUACCAGAAUAUUUUUAUUUUCUCUGUGUCUCAACUUGGACGUUUGUGGACAGACGAGUGAGGUAGAAGAGUCUGAGGAGAUUACACAUGUCUAUGUUCUUCUGUCCAAUGUCUCUUUUUAGGAUUCUGUACUUUAUUCAUCAUUCCCCCUUUUAUAUUAAUGUAUAAAUGUAAUGAAACAACACAGAAGAUGCAGCUUUGGAAGAGGAAACAGAAUAAUAAAGCUAGAGUUUAUUUGCUUUGAUUCCUUCA